Molecule: messenger RNA, 4047 nt
Organism: Cydia amplana
Lineage: Eukaryota; Metazoa; Arthropoda; Insecta; Lepidoptera; Tortricidae
Gene: kibra
Product: protein kibra
Exons: 17
Coding region: 2-3961 (1319 amino acids)
Biological process (GO): regulation of hippo signaling; negative regulation of organ growth; cell migration
Cellular component (GO): cytoplasm
Molecular function (GO): kinase binding; molecular adaptor activity
Source: RefSeq, a predicted model, not a curated record
GAUGCUUAUACAAAUGUGGUUGUUCGCGUGCGAGGACACGAGCGAGGUCACCGGGAGUCCGUUACAGUCCGUCCAGCCCGACACCUCUUCUCCGAACUUAUUACGACAGAUGGCCGGCUCGGGAAGGCAGGAGCGCGGCCCGGAGAGAUCGACCUCCGAAAUGCGCCCGAGAUCGCAUUCUUUCGGCGGCGCGGGCGCAUUCCACUGCGCGCCGAGCUGCGCGCUGCGUCAGUCGACGCGCGCCCUUUUGGGGGUUAAGAUGUGUCCAUCGCGGUCGCUCAAAAUGUGGUCCCAGCCGCCCGUUCCCGAGCUCGAGCCCUUCCGAGAGCGCGCGGCCACCGUCAGCGCCUGGUGCAAAGGCUGCUUUGGCAACCAAGUGGCGAAGAUGGUCCGCGAGCCGGAAUACGGCGUCCGCGUCGAUCCUACGUCCACCCGGCCGGCCGGCUUACGCGUGCGCGACGAACCUCAGUACCAAAACUUGGAGGAACUUCGCAAGCGUCCCGAGUACGCUAAUCUAGACGAGAUCAGUCGCGAGUUCGGUUACCGCCUCUGCCCUGAAGGACAGAAUUUAGAGGAUGAGGCGAUCUAUGAAAACAUUUUGUCGGUGCGUCAGAUCCGAUCCGCGGAAGUGAGAUUAGUGCCGAUGUCUGAAGUGCCCUUUUAUGAAGGACAAGGAUAUGUGGCUACGCAGGUCCUGAGCAGGAACGGGACUUUUCCGCAGUGUCCACCCCACACUUGGAGCCGGCUGCACCACGCUGUCCGGCAGACUGGAUCCUUGAGAGUCUUUACUGCGAAGAAGGAGAUGUACGAUGUGAAAAAGCAGAGGCUGUGUUUGGCGCAAGAUGAGUACAAACACUUGAACAAUGCGCUAUCUACGCUGGCGGCCUCUCGGACGAGCUUAUGCUCAUCCACAACCUCCGUAACGACGACGUCCACUACAUCACGUCACGACCCGGACCUGCUUCGUUCAGAAGUGACGCAGGCAAGAGGGCGCGUCGCGCAGCUGAGGAAAGAGUUGAGGCAGGCGAGAGCUGAGGUCGCCUGCGCGAGGAGGGGUGUGGAUACGCUUGCUGAAGUGGAACAAAAGCUAAGCGCCCAACAAGGAUGCUACAACAUCACCGAAGCUCAGGCGAUCAUGACAGAGCUCAAAAACAUCCAAAAAUCCCUCACCUCAGGAGAGAAAGAGCGAGCAGACCUCAUGCAAUCCCUAGCCAAACUUAAGGAUGACUUGACGAGAUUACAACUCGGAGAUGCCUCUCCAGACCUUUCAACCUUAAGCCUUCCUCAAGAGAAACUUAGCACUGCCUCACAAACAGACUUAUGCGCAGACCUAGUACCAAUAGGUACGCGGUUAGCAGAAAUGGCAAGAGUACGCCUACAAUAUGACGAAGCUAGAAAAAGAAUACAACAGAUCCAACAACAAUUAGCAGAUUUAGAGGACAAAGUCCAACCCGGUCAAGCGGAGUCCGACAAAGACCGCUUGCUACUAUUCCAAGAGAAAGAACAGCUGCUUAGAGAACUUAGAAGUAUAACCCCUAGGACACGGUCCAAACAGGAAAUGACUGACAUACAAAUUGAGUGUAAAAGAUUAGAACAGGACUUGAAAAACGCCUUUGAGAUGUCAAAUAAGUGUAUAGCGGAUCGAUUGAGGCUACAUGAAGAAAAACAAUUGUUGCUUCAACAACUAAAAGAUGCUUUAACGUCUAUGACGACUCUGGAAGGGCAGUUGAAGACUUUAUCCGCUAGUACACUGUCGGUUUCAAGUAGUUCGAGCCUCGGGUCUCUUUCUACGGCCAGUAGCAAAGGAUCCUUGAGCUCUGGGAUCAGUUUCACUGAUAUAUACGGGGGUUCGCAGAUCGCUAGCUCAUUCCAGGCAGACAAGCCUAUUGAUAUGGUUGACCUGCAUAGAAGGGUUGAGAGAUUACUCCGCGGAACAAGCUACACGGCCGAAAGCGCGACGCCCGGAGCCGGAAGCGGCUCCCAACCCUCGCUGUCACCACGCAGCAGCCUGUCCUCCGCCAGCCCCCCACCCCCUCCCCCGUCUUACACCCAGGUGGAGAUGCAGAGGCGCCAGCAGAGGGAGCUGGAGGAGAAGCUAGCGGAGAUGAGGAUAGGCGUCGCUGGACUUAAUGAGAUCACAGGCCUUGCGACAAUACCAGUACAACUGCAAGGCCCGGGUCGGCCUUCUGAGCCGCUGUCGCCAAUAUCAGAGACCCCGCCACCGCCGUUAUCGCCCAGGACUCCCUCUUCUAGUGGUACAAACACUAGAUCAGUGUCGGCAGCAGUAAGCGACGAGUCGGUGGCUGGAGAUUCUGGUGUGUUUGAGGCGGCGCAAGCAGGCGAUGCCAGCGCAGUGAACAGUACGCAAAUUGAGAUCAAAUUGCGCUACUGUAUUGAAGACAGUGCACUGGAGAUCAGCAUACUGCGGGCACGGAACCUCAACGCGCUCUUCAUUGAUGUUGGCACUGAAGUUGCGGUGCUAGGCGCCCUAGUAAUCGGCGGUGGAACGUGCGGCAUCACGUUCAGCAGCGCGUCACUACCGUGGCGCGGAACUACGCUUGCGUGGCGUCACGUGGCGCGAGCCAGCGUGGCGGGCACCCGCGCUCUGAGGGCUGCCACGUUGCAAGUCAAUCUCGUGUGCCGGGCUGAAUGCUUGGGUUGCGCCCAAGUGAGUCUAGCGGAUUUCGACCCGGACGCGGUGUCCCAGAAAUGGUACAACGUGUUGAGCUUCAGAUGUAUGAGGAGGGAUGAGAGCUCGGAUGAAUCCACGGUUAUAUCUUCGCAGACGUCUACUCUCACUAGGAAUAGAGGUCCAGAGAGUAUGACCGGUGCGGAGUGUAACGUGGAUUGCGGAGAGAACUCAGCCUCUGAAGAUGAGGAGUCCAGGGAACCGCUUAAUCAGAUAGUAGAAGAGGAUUCCCUAGAAGACUACAUUCCUGAAGACGAACUAGCGUUAGAAGAAGAGUACCUACACCCGUCCACGGCCGAGAAAGAGACGAACACUGAGUGCAACUUCUGCCCGGAGGGAGCGAGACAGCUGCAUAGGAGAAAAAGUCCACAAGUAAGCGCCACUCUGGAGGAGCCACUGGCAACGAUCAAGAGGUCUCAGACCUUCUCGCCGCAGCCGCAAAGCAUCGGGAACAGGCAGUAUAUUUGCAGACUAAACCGCUCCGAGUCGGACUCGUCCAUGGCGUCCCGCGCUCGCCGCCCCGCGCCUCCCCCCCCCGCCGGCAUCCCCUUCGACCGCAGCGUGCGCGAGCGCCGAUCUCUCAGAUGGGGCCGCGUGGCAGGCGGCGCGGCGCGUCGCACGCGCACCCGCAGCGCGCGGACCUCGCUAGACCUCGCACUGGACCUCAGCGCGCAAAACACCAAGCUCGCUGACCUGAGGACCGAGAUCGCCCAUCUGAGCCAGCUGAAAAGGAGACUAGAAGAGGCGUGCGCCCGCGGCGACCCGGCCAUCGCGUCGUGGGUGUCGGAGGACGACACGCUGCGCCGCCUCGUGGCGCCGGCCGAGCCCAACGAGCGCGCCGCCAAGCUGCUGCACCGCACGUGCCGCGAGAUCUACCGCCUCAGGAAGUCUCGCCAAGGCGGCCGUCGGCCAGACCUCGUCACCUUCAAGGAAAAAAUGGCUUUCUUCACCCGCCCGAAAUCCACCGUGCCGGUCCUAGACGGGGAAGCCGAAGAGAUCUCAGAGGACGAGUGGGAAGACGAGCUGGAAGAACGCCGAACUCCAGACGGACGCUCCUCCAAGACCUCCUACGAACUCCGUCGAGACCAACGGUGCAGUGACGUCAGGGAAGAAAAAACUGAAAUAUUGGAAGAAGCGGCGAAAGACACUCAAGAAGUAGUCGAAUGCAAGAACCCCUGUCUGAAUCGGCUAGAAGCGGUGCAGGACCAGGAAAAGACUGAAGAGGAUAGGUAUGAAUUUGUCGUAGAUCGAGCUUUAGGUGUUCAAGUCUGAAUGUAUGGAUCGGUAAGUGUAUAUUGGUUUAGACGGUCCAGAAUGGAUGUGUUUUUAAGCGUGACCCCACACUAGCGUCUGCCAAG